AAUGUCCUGACACACCGCGACAUUUAUGAGAUGCUUUAAGUGCCAUAAUGGUGGAUGAUGAUGUGGGUGGAACUGCUGCGCACGCACACACACACACACACACGGUUUGACAGCGGAGUUUCAGGUUCAGUUGAACAGACACUCACACCCGUCACGAAGAUGCUGCUUGGACUCGUGCUCCUCUCCCUCCUCGUCUCUCCAGUGCUGUCAUUGGAUUGCUACGUGUGCAGUUCUUCUCCCACCAAUGCACAAUGCAACAGUAACAACAACACUCAGACAUGUCAGCCGCCACUGGACACGUGCAUGACCGCCAUCGACAUUUUAGGCUUUGAGAAAGCCAUAGUGAAGUCGUGUGCCAGUCAGGCCACAUGCAAUGGAGCUGCCGCAGCCGCAUCAGUCGACUCAAACGGUAACGGAAACAUCGUGAACUGCUGCAACAGCUUUAACUUGUGUAACUUCAGUGGAGCCGAGUCUGUUCACAUACACACAACACUGGUGCUUUUGACUGUAGGUGUAUUAUUACUGCUGUCGCACUGAGGUCAGUGAGAUGUACCAAUGCUGUCUCUAAAUGUAACUUAACAGACUAAUAUUAUGUAAUAUAUUGUAUCAUGUAAAGACCGUUUUGCUCUGUAAUUCUGUUGGAGACACAUACAGAGUAUUAAUACUAUUGUAUGUAUACACAAGUAUGAGAUUAAAAUAUUAACAGGACACUGACCUUCCUGUGGCGGUUCUAUGUGAAUGCUGAUUGUUAUGAUGUUAUGUUAAAAAUGCCCUCACAGAUAAUACAUUAUGGCUUUGACUCUCACUGAACGCAGGUUUUUUAGCACUGUUCUUGGACUUGUAUUUCCUUUAAAAUCUCAGGUUCUUAAAUACUGUUCAAUUCCUGCUGUACUAUGCUUGAUUAUUUUAAUGGAUUGUCCAAACUACAGCCUAACUUAGGAAAGCUUUUUGGCACACCUCUAUGUCGGCCAGGUGCGUAGGAUGUGACCCAAACUACAGCCUAAAACAACUUUAGAGGGUUUAAAUGUAUCAUAAUAUAAACAGCAGUAUGACCUGCCUAUAUACACCUUUA
Messenger RNA from Perca fluviatilis (European perch), 1072 nucleotides. Its product is annotated as CD59 glycoprotein-like. The record is from RefSeq and is a predicted model, not a curated record. The transcript is spliced from 3 exons. The coding region runs from base 55 to 537 and encodes 160 amino acids. NCBI's taxonomy places the organism in Eukaryota, Metazoa, Chordata, Actinopteri, Perciformes, Percidae.